AGCAAAAGUACUCUGUAAUAGCGCUUCUGACAGCAUUUUGACGCUCACGAGCUGUUUCUGGGUUUUUGAGGAGGACCCAAGUAUGUAAGUCCUAGGCACAUCGAACACUUUAUUCCUCCAAGCUGAUGUAGAGUCUUGCUGAACGAACAAGAAGGCUUUUUCAUUAACCUGGGUCGUGAACAUUACAUUUCAGCUGUGGCCGCUGUGGGUGUGACAACUAUUUGCCCAGUCAAGCAUCACCACCUAGCCGGCCUGAACGCUAGCAAGCAACAUAAAAAUGGGCACACCCUUGACAUCUGGAGAGGAAGAUAUCAGGAAAGACCCACAGGCAUCACCCAAAAGCUUGCAAGAGCCGCAAAACGGGCGUUCAGGGGACAAAGAAGGAGGCAUGCCAGAAGGUGCUGAAAUAAGCGGGCAGACAGAGGAGGGAAGCGCGAGCCAAACAGAGAGGCUGGCGAGGGACAGCUUAGACGACUCGGUGGUUGUAAAGGAUUUAGACACGGGCAGGGCCAUCAAUGUACUGAAGAAAUACACCAUCCGGGACCUCAAUACUGGGCAGCUCUUCGUGGUGGACGCAGAACCUGCAACAGCUUCGGAGGCAGCGUCAGAGCCAGGUUCACCGAAGACUGCCCCCAACAAGCUGGUGACAGAUGUUUCUUCUGGCAGAGAGAUGAGCAUGGAGGAGUUUGAUCGCGCGCUGGGACUGCACACAGCACUCGAGCCGGUGAAGGUGCAGGCGCACUCCAAGCUGGUCAAGGAGCUGACUCACCUCUGCGUCAUCCAGGAGCUCAAUGCGCACAACGGCGUGAUAUGGACGAUGAAGUUCAGCAAGAAUGGGAAAUACUUGGCCAGUGCCGGCCAGGACGCAGCAGUGAGGGUGUGGGAGGUCUGCCUCAACCGAGGGGAGACUGAAAACGCAGAGGAGGGGCCCAGGGUGCUGCGCGUGGCGCCCUACAGGACCUUUGCAGGCCACACAGCGGACGUGCUGGAUCUGGCAUGGUCCAAGUCACAGUUCCUGCUCACGGCCUCCAUGGACAAGACUGUGCGGCUGUGGCACAUUAGCAUGGAUGACUGCCUCAGAGUCUUCAAGCAUACGGACUUUGUCACAUCAUUGGACUUCCACCCCGUAGAUGACAAGUACUUCAUCAGCGGCUCCAUCGAUGGCAAGGUGCGGGUGUGGAACAUUCCGGAGCAGCGGGUGGUGGACUGGGCGGACGUGCACGAGAUGGUCACGGCGACUGCGUUCGCGCCGGACGGGCGCCGCGCAGUGGUGGGCACGAUGAAGGGCCGCUGCCGCUUCUACCAGUGCGAGCCCAGCUUCAAGCUCGAGUACCAGGCCCAGAUCGAUGUGAAGAAUCGGCGCGGCAACACGUCACGCGGGCGCAAGAUCACGGGGAUGCAGUUCAUGCCCAAGGACCCCUCCCAGCUGCUCAUCACCUCCAACGACUCCCGCGUCCGCCUCUACGACGGUGAGCCUCCUGCUGCCUGGUGCCGGCGCGCAGGGUUCACGCUGCGCACCAAGUACAAGGGCCACCACAACCGCAACACGCAGAUCCGCGGAACCUUCUCUUCGGACGGUGCCUUCCUGAUCUGCGGCUCGGACGACGGCUGGGUCUACGUGUGGACCACCGGAGCUGACGAGGACAAGGCCGCCUGCUCUGGCCCUGACAAAUACUGUGUUGCUGUCACGCAGGAGAAGAGCGCGUCGUACGAGUGCUUCCACGCUCACAACGACAUUGUCACCGUGGCGCUGUUUGCCCCAAAGACUGCGCGCCGCGUGCACCGCAUCCCCUCGCAGCGCGCGUUAGGCCAGGUCAUCCUCACGGCAGGCUACAACGGCGAGAUUAAGGUGUUUGAGAACUUGGGGGCCCCCCACUGGCUGCACUGCAGCUGA
Messenger RNA from Coccomyxa subellipsoidea C-169, 1894 nucleotides. Its product is annotated as WD40 repeat-like protein. Lineage: Eukaryota; Viridiplantae; Chlorophyta; Trebouxiophyceae; Coccomyxaceae. The coding region runs from base 278 to 1894 and encodes 538 amino acids. Gene Ontology annotation, molecular function: protein binding. The record is from RefSeq and is a predicted model, not a curated record. The transcript has 11 exons.